AUGGCCGAUAUCUGGAGCGGAGAUAUUCUUCUCCCCGAUCAGACGGCAAUAAAAGACAUUACUCUCGCAUCACACGUCACCGCGUCCCUUCUGGUAGCGUCACUGCGCUUUCUAGCCAUAGUCGACUCUGCUCAAAUACCGUUAUAUCUCGCUGCUGGACCGAGCUUGGAGGUAUGGACAACGAGCGAAGACACCGAAGAGUGGUUCUCUUCGGUCUUCCUCAGCAAACCCGCCGCGCCUCGAGAUGCACAGGCAAGUCGGUGGUGGACCUGCGCACGCGCACAGUCACCUGUUGGUGUUCUUGUGCAAGUGGGAGGGAGUCAGCUGGAUACCAAUGGGCCCAGAAUCACCGAAAUCCUCUUCUAUGGCACAGUUGCGGCGCCUGCUCAUGGUGCGCUGCCGACACCGCCCUCCUCCUCGCCCGACCAUUCUCAUGCCAUCCUAGAUCGGGAGCCUCUGCCUGAGCUCAAAGUACAUGCAUUGCCAUUAUCUUCUGACCUUCUGCACAAGCCGGCAUUACUUGAGAACCCACCGCUGUCGCCUAGCUUGAGCACCUUGGAACCACGUACCCAUGUCGAGCCGCAAUUCCUUCCACCUGCAUUCACCUGCGAGCAGACGCCCGCGUCACCAAAGCGAAAGCGAGAUAUCUUUGACGAAGCUACCCAAGCGCGGAAGAAGGCUCGCAGCAAGGGGGGAGAAAGCAUCGCUGCUGCUGCGGCCAGGGGUCAAGAAAGCCAGCGGGCAUUGGGCCACCGAAAGUCUCUCUCAAUAGAUACGAAGGCGCUGUCAUUUCCCGACUCAAGACCGGGUUCUGCAAACGCACUGGCACGGCCCUCGUCCCGACCGCUGUCCAGAUCACCCAGCAUUUGCUCCGACAUUCGACCUUUGAGCAGAAAAGGGGUUCCAGAAAGCCAAGCCAAGCGUUCUGCCUUAUCACAGGUCGCAACCGUCCCACUGCAGCCAGAAGAGCCAACAACAGAGUCGAGGAACAAGGAGGCAUUUUCCAGAGUCGUCAUGACCGCAAUGCGCAUGCACGGUCUACAACAGCGUAAGAAGAACAAGUCCCGACGAGGCUCUCUAGCACCUGGUAUUCAAAUCGAAGAGCAGCUUAGUGAAGAAGCGGCCGCGGAAGAAGCCGCGAAAGACGAAGAGUACAAACUCAUCUAUCACCAGACGUACAAGAGCGCGGUGCUGGCCUUCCGAAAGCACAUGUCGUCAAAGCCACUGCAUUCUCAACCAGAUCGGCUGCGGGAUGUUGUAGAAAGAUUGCUGGCUAUUUUCUGUGCAGAUCCGCUUGCGCAGCCUCUACCCGGCGACGAGACUACUGACCCAUUAGCUACGCCUGGACGGCAGCACCUAGGUCUUCCUGGCUCGACGCAUAGUCGCGCGAGUCCGUUCGAUAUGCCGAGCGGAGCGAGACAGAAUGCGACCAAGACUACUGUGGACGGAGCCAGGCACACGGGGUCGCCCCUCAGCAGGAGAAAAUUGGAGAAUAGAGUACUAACUGGGUGA
Paraphaeosphaeria sporulosa is the source of this 1512-nucleotide messenger RNA. RefSeq lists its product as uncharacterized. The transcript is spliced from 2 exons. Lineage: Eukaryota; Fungi; Ascomycota; Dothideomycetes; Pleosporales; Didymosphaeriaceae. The record is from RefSeq and is a predicted model, not a curated record. The coding region runs from base 1 to 1512 and encodes 503 amino acids.